Molecule: messenger RNA, 1131 nt
Organism: Colletotrichum chrysophilum
Lineage: Eukaryota; Fungi; Ascomycota; Sordariomycetes; Glomerellales; Glomerellaceae
Exons: 2
Coding region: 1-1131 (376 amino acids)
Source: RefSeq, a predicted model, not a curated record
AUGGCGGUGCCCGCUUUUGCCUUGAGCGAGAUUAAAAAGUCGUGGAACCGAGAGCCUGCAUGGGGCAGUAUUUAUGGACGCUUCGAUCCUAAGUUCUACGAGUUUAACGCGGACACUCCUACCUCGUUACUCGAAGCUGGUUCAAUCCAAUGGCUAUGGCUGGAACAGACUGGAAAUGGAAGCGAUCAAUACAACAGCAUCACUGAAAAGCUUAUCACGGCUUGGCAACGCAAUCUCACCCAUAUCCAGCAGACGUUGGGACACAAGCCUGUGGUUCAUUUCGCUGUAGGCGAAGGAGAAUGUUCGGGGGAGGAUGCCUUUAAUGUGAUGUUCUUGAUGGAUACUUGCCAGCAGGCGGGCUGGCAGACGAAGGCACUUACAGUUGAAGAGAUCUCUAUCUCGAAGAAUGAUGGACGAUUUUACGAUGCAAACGGCGACCAUCUAGACGUCGUCUUUGAGCUCUACCCGUGGGAGUUUAUGGUGCAGGAGGAAUUUGCACGGCCUUGCUUCCGGGAUAUGGAGAAGAUUGGCUUGCAUGACGAAGCAGGAAACUAUGUUGGAGGAACCAUUUGGAUUGAGCCGCCGUACAAAAUGUUGUGGAGCAACAAGUCACUCUUCGCCAUCCUGUGGAGACUGUUCAAAGACGACCCGAGGGGGAAGUGGCUUCUCCCGACGUAUGUCAAUGAGGCACCCUCUUCAAUGACGAGUUUUGCACGCAAGCCAAUCUUUGCGCGAGAGGGUGCCGAUGUUGUUUUGCAACGUGAUGGCAAAGUUAUACAGGAUGCAUCUACGGGAGAUUACGGCGCUGAAGGGUAUGUUGUGCAGGAGCUUGCUCUACUUCCAGAGUUCAGGGCCGCGGAUGGAAACACAUACUACCCUGUGAUAGGAUUGUGGUUCAUCGACGGCGAUCCCGCAGGUAUGGGAAUCCGUGAAGACCGGACACCGAUUACGACAAACACGUCAGUCUUUAUUCCGCACUCGAUUGAGGGUGGACCAGCGACGUACGAGAAACAGAGAAUCCCUGACAACGAGGAAAUUGAGGAGCAAAUGAGAGUAGCUCCGUUUUUUGACUCGUUUGAUUGGGAAGAGAAUGAGAUUGUGAGCUUCAUGAAAAAGAUUGUUCUUAGUUGA